AUGCCCCGUAAGGUACAUUCCUCGUCGCCCCUAGAAACAAUGCCAUUCUCCCCCUCCCCUCCCCCCCAUCCCUCCCCUCCCUCCUCCCCCUCCUCUCCCUCCCCCUCUUCCCCCAUCCCUUCAAUUCCCCUCUAUUCUCCCCCUCCAGCCUCAUUCCCCGCUCUUCGCGCUCCUCUUCCCUCCUUUACCUCGUCUCUCCUCCCCUCAACCAUCUCCUCUCUCUCUCUCUCUAUGCGCUUCCUCGACUGCCUCUCGCCUGUCGCUCUGUCAACUCUCACCCCUCUGCUCCCUUCCCUCCACGCCCAUUUCACUCUCUGCAUCCCUUGGUCCAUUAGAGGACCUGGCCCAGCAGCAGCGGGACUACCAGGCCCAAGUCUCCUCUCUCCGCAAGGCAUAGGCACAGGAACAGCAGGAGCUGAUGCGAGCAGCACUGAAGGCGCAGUAGGCACAUCCCUCCCUCCCUCCUUUCCCCUGAACCCUCAUUCAUCUCCUCCUCCCAGGACUUGGCACAGCGGCAGCGGGACUACCAGGCCCAACCCAGGUGUCCUCUCUCCGGAAGUCAUACAUGCAGGAGCAGCAGGAGCAGGAACUGAGGCGGGUGGCUCUGAAGGCGCAGCACUCACAUCCCUCCCCCUCUACCUCCGUUCCCCUGACUCCACGUUCACCUCCUCCUCCCAGGACUUGGCCCAGCGUCAAAGGGACUACCAAGCCCAGGACUUGGCGCAGAGGCAGAGGGAGUACCAAGCCCAGGUGUCCUCUCUCCGGAAGGCAUACGCGCAGGAGCAGCAGGAGCUGCGGCGAGCAGCAAUGAAGGCGCAGCAGCAGCGCAGAGAGGCGGCGGCGAGCGAAAAGGAGUCGCAUGCGGAGGAGAAGCGGGCGGCAAGGGCCGCCCGGGCGGCGCGGGCGAGGGAGGAGCAGGAGAGUCUGCGAGCAGCCAAGCAAGAGCUGAAGGUGAUGAAUGCAGCGCGGCUCAAAGAAAGGGAGGAGAAGAUCAAUGCUCGCAAGGAAGCGGCCAAGACGGCUUUGCGGAUGGAGAGCGCAAGAUGGAUCAGGGAGGACGAGUUGGAGUGGAGGAUUAUGGAGGCCAUGUCGAAGCCAUACAUAUUGUGA
This is a messenger RNA of Closterium sp. NIES-65, 1110 nucleotides long. Lineage: Eukaryota; Viridiplantae; Streptophyta; Zygnematophyceae; Desmidiales; Closteriaceae. The record is from the annotation of a GenBank genome assembly.